CCCCGAGGAGCGCCCAGCCCGAGCGCGCAGGCCCGCGGCGAUGGCGACGACGAGGCCGUCGCCGACGACGCUGCGGCGUUCACCGGGUGUCUCCGGACCAUGCUGGACGCGAGCCGGCCGACGCCGGAGCUGGAGAAGUGGGUGCGGCGCUGCCUGCAGGACCUGGACGACACCCUCGCGCUCGCCCUUCCUGAGUGGCGGGCCGAAGACGAGGGCUGGUCCAUGGCGGCAUACGGCAGCUCCCAGAGCGGCUUCGGCGUGCGCUCCUCGGACCUGGACAUCACCCUCCACAGGGAGCCUCCCAAGGAAGACCGCGCCAACAAAGACGACGCGGUGCUGGUGCUCAAGAGCAUCAAGAGGGAGCUUCAGAAGUGCUCGAGGCUCUUCACCACCACGUGCGCGAUCUUCAGGGCCCGCGUGCCCGUCCUGAAGCUUCGGUACAGGGAGUGGCUGGACGUCGACCUCUCGGUGCACAACACCCUGCCCCUGUGCAACACGCGCCUGCUCAAGGGCUACGCCUCCUUCGGCAGCCACGUCGUGGAGCUUGGACUGGCCGUCAAGCUCUGGGCGAGGGGGCACAAGCUCUGCGGGGCGGACAUCGGCCAUCUCUCCUCGUACUCCCUGCUGCUGAUGGUCAUCUACUUCCUGCAGGUGCGCCAGCCGAGGCUGCUGCCCAGCCUGCAGCGCGCCGCGGCCGACGACCGCGCCUUCGGCAGCGACCGCUCCACGAG
Prorocentrum cordatum is the source of this 731-nucleotide messenger RNA. Lineage: Eukaryota; Dinophyceae; Prorocentrales; Prorocentraceae. The record is from the annotation of a GenBank genome assembly.